Molecule: messenger RNA, 2111 nt
Organism: Thamnophis elegans (Western terrestrial garter snake)
Lineage: Eukaryota; Metazoa; Chordata; Lepidosauria; Squamata; Natricidae
Gene: PCID2
Product: PCI domain containing 2
Exons: 15
Coding region: 172-1371 (399 amino acids)
Biological process (GO): poly(A)+ mRNA export from nucleus; post-transcriptional tethering of RNA polymerase II gene DNA at nuclear periphery; transcription elongation by RNA polymerase II
Cellular component (GO): transcription export complex 2
Molecular function (GO): double-stranded DNA binding; RNA binding
Source: RefSeq, a predicted model, not a curated record
GAGUUGUGCGCAUGCGUACCGCACAUCGUAGUUGUUAGUGAAGGCUCAGUUAUUGAUUCCGGAAAUCGAGAUUAUUUUCCUGCGAAGCUUUUGCUCUACUGCAAUAAACGUGUUGGUCCUCAUGUUCCAGAAGGUUAAAGCAUCCACUUAAUUUUAUGCAGUACUCUUUCAAUGGCACAUAUCAGUAUCAACCAAUACUUGCAGCAGGUACUAGAAUCUAUUGAUGGCAGAGAUGGAUUAUUUUGUGCAGAAUUAGUGUCAUUUAAACAUCCUCAUGUUGCAAAUCCUAGACUGCAGCUUUCAUCUCCAGAAGAAAAAUGUCAACAAGUGCUGGAACCACCUUAUGAUGAGAUGUUUGCUGCUCAUUUAAGAUGUACUUACGCAGUUGCCAACCAUGACUUUGUGGAAGCAUACAAAUGCCAAACAGUGGUAGUACAAUCUUUCCUGAGAGCUUUUCAAGCACACAAAGAAGAAAACUGGGCUUUACAUAUUAUGUAUGCAGUGGCACUUGACCUUCGAAUUUUUGCCAACAGUGCUGAUCAACAACUAGCAAAGAAAGGCAAAGGCAAAGUUGGUGAUAUGUUGGAAAAAGCAGCUGAACUUCUUAUGAGCUGUUUCCGUGUAUGUGCAAGUGACACUCGAGCCAGCAUUGAGGAUUCAAAAAAGUGGGGCAUGUUGUUCCUGGUAAAUCAACUAUUUAAAAUAUAUUUUAAGAUCAAUAAACUUCACCUAUGUAAACCAUUGAUAAGAGCAAUUGAUAGCUCAAACCUUAAAGAUGAAUAUAGUAUGGCACAAAGAGUUACAUACAGGUACUAUGUUGGAAGGAAGGCCAUGUUUGAUAGUGAUUUUAAACAAGCUGAAGAGUAUCUGUCUUUUGCCUUUGAGCACUGUCACCGGUCUUGUCAGAAAAACAAAAGGAUGAUAUUGAUUUAUUUGCUGCCAGUGAAAAUGUUACUGGGCCAUAUGCCAAUGAUCCAGCUUUUAAAAAAGUAUGACCUCAUGCAGUUUGCAGAAGUUACACAAGCUGUGAGUGAAGGGAACCUUCUUUUAUUAAAUGAUGCUCUGGCAAAACAUGAGACGUUUUUCAUUCGCUGCGGUAUCUUCCUUAUUCUUGAGAAGCUGAAAAUCAUCACCUACAGAAACCUCUUCAAGAAAGUAUAUUUGUUACUUAAAACUCACCAGCUAUCUCUAGAUGCCUUUCUGGUUGCCCUGAAAUUCAUGAAAGUCACUGAUGUUGAUAUUGAUGAAGUCCAGUGCAUUUUGGCUAAUCUCAUUUACAUGGGUCAUAUUAAGGGCUAUAUAUCACAUCAGCAUCAGAAGCUUGUUGUCAGCAAGCAAAAUCCAUUCCCUCCACUUUCUACUGUCUGCUGAACUGAGGACUGUUGCUUCUGGAUGGGGAUUAGGAAGGGGGAGCCCUCUUUAAAAGCUUGAACAGUCUUGUAUUUAGGACAAAAGCGAUAGGAGAACUAAGAGGGGCACAUUGAAGAGAUUGCUACAGCACAGAAGAAAACAAACGGCUCCAUUACUUCCUUCCACUCAAAGGAAAUGAUUAUGAUCUCUGUAAUCUUCAGGACCAUCUUCUGGAAGGCAAUUUUCAGAAUAUGUACGGAAUGAACUAUGUAUUGUUCCAUCAAAAAAAAUGUGUGGAGUUUUCUUGAUAAAAAUCUCAAAUCGAAUAAACAGCACUAUAUUCUGUUGAUAACCUCUGGUGAACUCUUCAUAACAUGACCAUAAUUGAUGUUUCCAAUUUUAAUAUUGCUAUAAUAUUUUUUUUUUAAAAAACCAUGUAAUGACUUAAUGUGUUACCUUUCAAAGUUUAAUUAAAUGUAGCAAAUGAAAAAUAAUAGUUGGAUAUUUUACAUUUUUUAAUUGUAAAUUUAGGGUACUUUCAGUGAGACAGCCUGUUGUUAAUAUAACUUCAGAACCUAUAAGGCAAUUUAGAGCUUCUAUUAAGCAUCUCAUUAAGUAAUUAUCUGCAGGGCACAUACAAUCAAUCUAGUUUACAGUGGUAUGAAUUAUAAAAUUCUUGUUAUUAUUGUACUAGGUUUUCUCCUUUGCAUUUCUUCAUGUUUGUAUAUUAGAAACAAUGAUCUCAGAAAUUAUUCUCCUGA